Molecule: messenger RNA, 2406 nt
Organism: Caenorhabditis angaria
Lineage: Eukaryota; Metazoa; Nematoda; Chromadorea; Rhabditida; Rhabditidae
Source: the annotation of a GenBank genome assembly
AUGAGGAUUUUGGGAUUGAUCCUAAUUUUAAUUAUUCAAAUUCAAAUUCGAGCAGAAUUUGUGUCAAAAGUGAAUCCCGAUGAAUUUUCGAUUGCCCAAGAUGCCAAAUAUCUGAUUUAUGAUGUGAAUUUUGGUGAAGGCUUUAAUUUAAGACGAGAUGUUUAUAUGAGAAUUGCGAAUACUGUAAGGUUAUUGAGAGAAAGCGGUAGGCUUUUUAUUUUUUUUGGAAAAAAAUCAAUCAAUAAAUAAAAGAUACGGUUUCAGGUCAAAACUAUAUUCUAGUUUUGCCACCGUGGGGACGACUUUUUCAUUGGGAUCGUCAGCGGAUUGGACUACCUUGGAGCACUUUUUUCGAUGUUGAGAGUUUGAAUCAUUUUGUGCCCGUUGUUGAGUUCAGGGAUUUUCUGAAAGGUUGGUUUGGAGAAAUGAAAAAACUCGUGCCACGUGGAUUUUAGGAGCCUAAAUUUUGAGUUUUAAAAGAUCAGGAAAUUUUUGCCACGUGGAUUUUUGGGUGCUACAAUUUGAGAAUUUUUGAAAAUUGGAAAGUUUUCGCCACAUGAAUUUUUGAAGCCUAAAUUUGAGAAUUUUUCUCUAUUUUUUCAAAAUCCAAAAAAAUACGUUUCAAAAUUUUGAUAUAAAUUAUUGUCAAAUAUUGCAUCAAUAGUUUUUCUUCUUUUCUUGCGAAUAAAUAAUAAAUAAAUCAAAACCAGAAUUUCAAAUUGGAAAAUGCUCUAAAUUUGGAUGAAAAUUCAGAAAUUAUCAAUUUUUGGAUCAAAAUUUAUUUUUCCUUUGACUAAUUAAUUACAAAGCGAAGAAAAUUUCCUAUAAAUCCACCUACUUUUUCUCCAGCCACUUCAAACUCACCAAUCCAGCAAAUUUUAUACUUACAACAUUAUGAAGAAGGCUGGGGAGAUGAAUAUAUUAUGAAAUUUGACGAGAGAAAAUGCAUUCAGACACCUUCAACAAGUCAAUAUCGAAAAAAUUCGAAAUCUGAAGAAUGGUAAGAUCUUAUCACUUGAAAUCGUGAUUUUCUCAAAUAUAUAUUCAGGGAUGGUUGGUUUUUCGGGUUCAAAGAUGUUCAUGCUGAAAGUUUUAAAUGUGUUUCGAUUCAAGGAGAUUCUGGGACACUCAAAAAUUUGGUUUUGAAGAAUUUUUCGGAGGCGUGAGUUUUUGGAAAUGCUACCAAACCUAAUAGUUUUCUACAGUAGCUCAAUUCUGAUUGAUCGCGCUGAAACAAUUCUUCAUGAACAUUAUGGUGAUGUGAAUUAUUGGAGAGUUCGAAGAAGUAUGAGAUAUUCGGAACAACUUCGAAAUGCAGCAAACGAGUUCCGAAGAGAAUAUCUUGACCCAAAUUCGGAUAUAAAUUUGGAAAAUGAUUGGAGAAAUCAGAAAAAGGAGAAGUCCUCGAGAACUACAAAAGGUGGAGAGUAUUUGGGGGUACAUUGGAGAAGGAGGGAUUUUGUGACAGCGAGAGGAAAAGAUUUGCCAACUAUUGAGGAGACUGCGAAAAUUGUGGGUUUUUUGAAAACUGAAGUUUGGAAUUCAUAUUGAUUUUUCCUGCAGCUCACAAAACUUGCCGACGAAUUGAAAGUUUCGAAAGUUUAUCUAGCGACAGAUGCGAUUGACGAGGAAGUUGAGAAACUUGAAAAAUUGCUUGUGGAAAAACGGAAAUUGGAAAUUUUUCGAUUUCAAAAUUAUGAGGAUUUUAAUGAUGGACAGAUUGCGAUUAUUGAUCAGGUAGAAGAUUUUUGAAAAAACAUGGAGCAGCUUGGAAAUUUGCGUCAGUAAAAAAAUUUCAGCGAAACCUGAGCCUUAGCUUCAAAAUAUACGCCAACAAAUUUGAUCUGCAUAAAAUGCGUCAGCUCAAUUUCAAGCUUUCAGAGUUUGUGCCAACUCAGAUUUUAGCUACAAACUUUGUGCCAGCUAAACUUAAACUUACAUUUUUACCUACAAAAUUUGCGUCAGCAAUCUACAAAAAAAACGCUAGUUAAACCGAGACUCAGAUUUUGAGCUACAAAUUUUGCUUCGGCAAUUUUGACCUACAGAAAAUACGCCAGUUAAACUCUGAGCCACAUGUUUUUAGCUACAAAAUUCACGCCAGCAAUUCCGAGCUAAUAAAAACGUCAGCAAAACUCAGCCUUAAAACACCCAACUACCAAAUCCACGUCAGCUCUCCACUGACGCAUAUCUUGUACCCAGAUUUUGUUUUCAAAAAAAAAACAUUUCCAGUGGAUUUGCGCACAUGCAAAAUUCUUCAUCGGAUCCUACGAAUCAACAUUCUCCUUCCGAAUUCAAGAAGAUCGAGAAAUUCUUGGUUUUCCAAUCGAAACCACAUUCAACAGAUUAUGCCCGAAUUCUGAAAAACAAUGUGAACAACCUGCAAAAUGGAAAAUUGUUUAUAACUAA